GCGGCUUGUGUCUCUGCCUACUCCCGUGCGUAAGUGCGCACAGACAGAGGAGUGAAGUGAUGCACUCCCGAAAACGCAAAAUCUGAGCCUGAUAAAAAAGACAAAAACCUUUUGGGAAAGGCGUCUAAAUGCGCACUCGCUGGAGAGGAGUUCAGUUAAGUCAAGUUUAAUCCACAUAGGGUUUUUUGUUUUGUUUGUUCUUUUUAUUCCGCGCGUUUGUUUGUGGAUAAAGAUACGCGAGCAAAGAUGUUCAUCAGCGCGGAUAUUUCUGGACUUUUCGGCAUAUCAUGACCGUGCGCCCUGUCCCCUCUCUUCAGGUCUUUUCGUUUCCGCGCGAAGUUGAACGGAGGAGAGAGCACAAUGAGAGGGAAACACUUUCUCCCCUGCUUCUUGUUGCUCAAACUUAUGGCCCUCGUGUGCAAGGCUGGCGGGAUUCCAGGAGCGCUCGGGGGAUUCGUAAUGAUCGCCACCUCGAACGGCUCCACGCCGGAGGAGAGCGUGUCCGAGCAGACCCCGCACACGGAGGAAAGGUGUCGGGGUUACUACGACGUGAUGGGCCAGUAUGACCCGCCGUUCAUCUGCAAAACGGGCGUGUAUUUGUACUGCUGCGGUACCUGUGGCUUCCGCUUCUGCUGCUCCAUCAAGGAGUCGCGGCUCGACCAGGAAACCUGUACAAAUUAUGACACCCCGAUGUGGAUGAAGAGCGGGCAGACACCCUACAAGAAAACGAACAAGCCUCACGACAGCACCAAAGACAAGACGAACUUAAUAGUUUACGUCAUUUGUGGAGUAGUGGCGAUUAUGGCUCUUGUGGGGAUUUUCACCAAGCUGGGGCUGGAAAAGGCGCACCGACCCCAGAGAGAGAAUAUGUAUAGGGUCGUCGCCAAUGUGCUGCAGGGCGGGUGUCCAGGUGAGCAGUAUCGCGGGGAAGAGGCCCUAGGGAUGCAUUCGCAGCACUAUGUCGCCAGGGCCACAAACAUCCAGGGUGGCCAGAUUAACAACAACGUGGGACCGGCUUCAAACAUGGGCCAGCAGCACCCUUACCCUGCCCUCGGCCAGCUGUCUCACGUCUAUGAACAGCACCAGCAACAGCAACAGCUCCACCAACAGCAGCAGCAGCAACAGCAGAACAAGGAUCUCAACAAGUACGCCUCUCUGAAGGCUGUAGCUGCCAAGUACAACGGCGAACUGUACAACAAGCGUCGCCUGAUGGUAGAGAUGCCAGCAAAAGGACUUCCUCUGCAGCCCAUGGGCAACUCCCGACCAUCCAUGGCGUCCAUGGGCAACAUGUCAUCAGUGACUCCUCAGAUGACCACCAACCCCAUGGCUUCAAACCCUAUGAGCGCCAACCCUAUUAACCACGUCAUGACCCCAAUGACUUCAAUGACACCCAUGACCUCGCUCACCCCAAUGACUUCUAUGACUCCUAUGACUUCCCUCACCCCUAUGACCUCCAUGACUCCUAUGACUUCUUUGGGUCCACUGACUCCAGAGCCAGUGGCCACUUAUGUCACCGAGAUGCCCAGCAUCUCCUCUGUCUCAACCCUGCCGACAGAACGGCACAUAGCCGCUGGAGGAGGAGGGGGACACAAGCCAAACGGCCAGAAACCCAAAGUCAGCCAUGGUCACACUGCCCACAGCUCUCACAGCUCUCACAGCUCUCACACUCAUCUUCACAGCCACAGUAGCAAGCCACCAGGACUAGGGGCUACCUCCCUGGCACACAUGGCGGGGACCAUGCCAGGUGGCACAUCCCUGGGCAUCUCCAGGGCUGCUGAGACUGUCAUUGGCCACGGCUCAGCUACAAUGGGCCGCCCACUGGCGUACAGUUCCAAUACAAUUGCGUCCUCACAUGCGAUGGGGCUGGGGCUGAAGGGCUGGGACGGGACUGAGACGGUGGGCCGGAGGAAGACCUACGGGCACAAGAGGCCUCAGUGUACCAUCCUGGAACCGAACCAGCUCCACAGCACUAGAGGCCACAGCCACAGCCAACACUUCCUCCCCACACAGCCCUACUUUGUGACCAACAGCAAGACAGAGGUGACAGUGUGAGAGAGAAAGACAAGAAGAAAUAAAAAGAGAGGAACAGGAUGCAUGUGGAGUGGUGACACGAGUAAUCUCUGAGUGGAGAUACAGUACCAGCUCUUGAGAUGUUCAAACGUGCAGAUCUUCACGUGUGUUUGUGUGUAGAAGUCGAGGGUCGUUGGUUUACUAUGUCCGAGUGGUCCUUGUUUCACAAACAAAGUUCACGACGAAAUCUCUCUAAAAGACCUUUGCUGUCAAAAGGACGGCCCCCGAGUAGGUGGCAUCUGUAACCAUACUAACAAAGAGCCUACAGAGCAGGGAUGUCUUUACACUUGUGGUGAUAUUAGAAUGUUGUCUCACAGCUAAUAUCUACUCCAUAAUGAUACCGAUAUUGGAGAAUUACAGUGCGACUGCUCUCAGAUGGGAAACUGCUGAUUUAAAAAAAUGGAUUGGUUUAACAAACCAAACCUGAGAAGCAAUAUAAGGGAUCAGCUGUAGGCACUGAAGCAUCACGGGUAAUGAGAAAUACAGCAAUUACCCAUAAACCUCGUGACAAGAGGUGUGCUCACCUGUCCAGCAAAGUACUGAAGGGUUUGGAAGAAAAAACACUUCCUCGUGAUUCACACCCAAAUCUCCCGAGGGCUUUCCAGCAGACACACACGAUGAGGGCCCUGGGCUUUGGACUGCAGACAUGAAGGCUUUGUACUGUGGCUUUUCACACGCACCUCCUUGAGCUGUGCGGCUGAAGGUCUCCCUUUUCCACAAGAAACUCCAGAACAGAGAGCGGAUGCUGUGGCACUGGUUUUAUUUUGUUCUGAUCUCGUCUGCGUGAUGACAGCUGACCCAGGGGAGGGACAGGGAGGCCGGGACGAAGCAUCUGCAUGAUGAAAAUGCACACAUUCAGAAAUACACGGACACGCAGAGUUACCACACAGUUGGGUUUUUAAUUAUUGAUGCCAGUGAAUUUAACUGGCAUCAAAAUUAAAUAGGUUUGAAAAUGCUCUUUUACGUGACACUUUUGACUUUUAGUAAUGGCAGCUACAUCAAAAAGACCAAUGUAAUCCAUGCACACACAGGAAACAUCUUUAAGUUUUCAAAAAACAUUAAAUUGCACAUUUAAAAAACAUUUUAGACAACAUGCUAUGUGGUAUAUGAGAAGACUGAUGCCACCUCUACAUGUCUCUGUGUUAAAUUUAAUGCUAGAGGCAGCAGAUAAUUAACCUAGCCUAAAAAAUUAAUAAAUAUAUGGAAUGAAUGUUAGAAACAGGAGGGGGAACCAUUAGCCCAGUUCUGUGCAAUCGAACAAUAAUGAAAUUGCCUUCAGGGACCUCAAAACAUCACUAAUUAAUAUGUUACAUCUACUUUAUUUAUUCUGGAAAAAAAGAAACCUAAGAGUAAAAAGGACAUCCUGUGGUUUUAAGUGGGGGGGUAUAUGUCAGACUUCACAUUAGGUUGCCAGGCAACAAACUGUUGAACUAUUCCUCUAAAAGAAUUAAUAAAUAGUGCAAAAAAAAAAAAAAAACCCAACCGUGUUCUAAUGUAGCCGUGGUGAGGAUGAUCACGCUGGAAGCAGACAAAAUGACUAAUUUAAUUUAGACUUUGUGUGUGUGUUCCUUUUUUCUGAGUUUUGACCUCUCAUCGUGUUAGAGUUUACAGAGCUCUGGGAUUUAAAAAGUCCUAAAACUGCCACAAAAAGAGCGCAAAGAACAAACACCUUGCUGUCGCCCGCGAGGCACUGCCACGAGAAGCUAGUCUCGAUCAGAUCACUAACUGUACUCAAGCUCCAGCUGAAAAAAAGAAACCCGGCACAACCAGCUGUAAGAAUCUAUCUGGGUUACAUGACUCAAACAUAAAAAUAAAUCCCCUUAAAUCUGGCAAAUAGGCCAAAUCUUCUAAGGGAUUCUCAAAGCCUAUUUGCUUGUUUUUUUUUCAUGUAAGAUAUAUUAGCAGCAGCAGCCACUGUUAUCAUGUAAAUCUUGUCUUCUAAAGUGCUUCAUCCACCUCUAUUAAUUCAACGAAUUAAGAUGAUUUUUAAGUGAUCAGACUGCACUAAAAAUGAGAAGCAUUUGGCAGAAGCGUAAACACAGUUGACAGCAGACAGCAUCCCACUAACAAAGACAGAUUGUGAGGGCAUUUUUGGAUAGAGAACAAGGAAGAAAAAAGCCGGGGGGUGUUUAAAGUAGGAAAACCUGAGAGGGAGAGGGCCACGUGACAAUCUUGUGAGAGUAAAGGAUAUGAAUAUCAGCGUAUACCUGAGACAGUUUUUUGCCGGCAUCAGCUGCACUGCAAGCAGUUUGGGCACGUUAUGGAUGGAGGUGUAAAAGGAGAACCUAAUACUGCAGUAAUACUGCAGGUUCUAAGUCGGACACGAGAAGAAACACCUAGGCCAGCUGAGCGCAUAGAUAAGGGGCUCUGAGGGAAUAUUUUUCCCCUCAUGCUGUGGAGCCCCCUGCUGCCUUCACGAUCACGUGACUGUAACCCGAGGCCAGAUUGAAGGCAUGGAACAGGAUUUAAUAAGUCAUCAGAGCAUUAAAAUGUGUCACCUACACACUUAACACACACACACACACACGUGCGCACGCAUGUCGCGAACACAUUACAGGGUGGACUCUGCUUUCCUUGUGUUCCCACAGUGCCGAGCGGCAGGUGUCAUCACAGCAGAGAGACCAAGAGUCGGUACUGUUACUGCGCCUGUUGUACAUGAAAGACUGUGAAACUCCAGACCAUGGCCCUUUGUAGCGAUAACUGAUAUUAUGCUUUUUAUAUAUAAAUAUAUAUAUAUAUAUAUAUAUAUAAAUUUACAUAGCCUUUCUCUCUUAAUCUAUUUCUUUUCAUCCUUUCCUCUUCUACACUUUUCCCCCUCCUCUUAUCCUUUUCUCUGUCAGUCUAAGGAGAAAGACCUUCAGAGUAAAUAUGUGAGAGAAAACAAAAAUGGGGCUGCGAUGAAUCUUUUCUGUAACAACAAAGUUCAGGCACAGUAAGACUGUG
Maylandia zebra (zebra mbuna) is the source of this 5013-nucleotide messenger RNA. RefSeq names its product shisa family member 9a (gene shisa9a). NCBI's taxonomy places the organism in Eukaryota, Metazoa, Chordata, Actinopteri, Cichliformes, Cichlidae. Gene Ontology annotation, biological process: regulation of short-term neuronal synaptic plasticity; regulation of AMPA receptor activity. Gene Ontology annotation, cellular component: postsynaptic membrane; AMPA glutamate receptor complex; postsynaptic density. The record is from RefSeq and is a predicted model, not a curated record.